Messenger RNA from Vespa velutina, 2955 nucleotides. RefSeq names its product dnaJ homolog subfamily B member 6-like. The record is from RefSeq and is a predicted model, not a curated record. The transcript has 8 exons. The coding region runs from base 536 to 1504 and encodes 322 amino acids. Gene Ontology annotation, molecular function: Hsp70 protein binding. NCBI's taxonomy places the organism in Eukaryota, Metazoa, Arthropoda, Insecta, Hymenoptera, Vespidae.
UCAGUUUUCUGCCGAGAAUUCGCUCUCACGCUACUCGACUUAGCGCGUUCCUUAGCGAUUUCCUCAUUUUAUUCGCCUUUGAAUACUUUUCGAUCUUCGCCGAUUAUCUUCCAAGUAUAAUAGCGAUUGAUCGUAAAUUUAAUUAACGUGAAUAGUUCGAUGUGUAUGUUUCCUUCUGACCUUUUAUUCUAUUUUUUUUUCUUUUUUUGCAAUCAAAAGAAAAAGGUGAAAUUUUCAUAAAAAUUUCUUAAAAAUAAUUUUCUGUUAUUCGUGUCACGACAAUUAUUCGAUUAUGAUUUUUUCUCUCUUUCGUAAAAUAUUAAUUCGAAAUUCGGUAUUGUUGUGAUCGAUGAAAAUAUGCACUUCGAUAAUAUAAAUGGGCAGAAAGCGUGAGAUAUGCGUUAUUGCUAUUUAAAGGUGAUUACUAUGCAACAUUGUGCCUAUCUCGCUAGAAGUAGUGCCAAGCCUCUGACAUAAGUUUAUAGAGCGAGUGGUUACCUAAGCUCUGAUAACCGAGCAUAAAAGACAUACUACGAUGGUCGACUACUACAGGAUUCUCGAAGUACAACGGACUGCUACUAGCAAUGAUAUAAAAAAAGCAUACAGAAAAUUAGCAUUAAAAUGGCAUCCAGACAAAAAUCCCGAAAAUUUGGACGAAGCGAAUAAGAGGUUCAAGGAAAUAUCUGAGGCAUAUGAAGUAUUGAUAGACGAUACGAAGAGACGAACCUACGACCAGCGAUUGUAUCAGAAGGCAUCCUCGAGGCCAGGCCGUGGAUUCACCUCUCGGAGUUACUUUGACUCUCCCUUUCAACGAUACUUUGAAAAGAAAAGGCGUGUUUACGAUCAAUAUGGAAAGGAGGGUCUACAGAUGAACGGUGGCAAAAGACGUCAUGAAAGUGACUUCAGGCCAUUGUUUACUACCUUCGUCUUUAGGGAUCCUGAGGAGGUCUUUAAAGAAUUCUUUUCCAAUUCGCCCUUCGAUGAUCCUUUUGCUGGUAUGUUUGGGCCGGGUGUGCGACGAGGACCUGGUAGAAAUGGUUCUAACAACAGUUUGAGCACGUCGUUAUUUGGACGUCUCGGUUUUCGUUCGCCAUUCGAUCAGAUAUUGCAAGGUUCGGCGGAUUGCAAUUUCACUUCGUUCAGCACGUUUCCUGGUUUCGAUGGCACGACAGGUGGCAGUAGGGCAGCAAUUAAAAGGACCAGCACAUCCACACGUUUUAUUAAUGGGAAAAAGAUCACCACCAAAAAGAUAUACGAAGACGGGGAGGAAACCAUAAUGUCAUACGAGAACGACGUCCUAAAAUCCAAGACGGUGAACGGAGUACCACAGUCAAUAACGUUCGAGGAAGUAUCGACAAGUGGUCAGGUUGCUGAGGGGAUCGAUGAUGUUACCGUGAUUAGCCAGACCGUAAAAAUGCAUCAUGGUGAUUAUCCGAAGGGUAGCAGAAGCAAAACCCAUCAUCACCCACAUGUCAAGAAGGUGGAUAAGAGUAAGAGAAAGUAAAGAGACGCGCAUCGCCAUUUCUCUGCGCUUUACGUUCCUUUCUUCAAUAAUUAUUAACGAUCGAUUGGGUUGCGGUACGAUGGACUUGAUGUAAAUUUUUCUUUUUUAUCACUAUUAUUAUUAUUAUUAUUAAUAUUAUUAAUAUUAUUAUAAUUAUAAUUAUUAUAUAUUAUUAUUAUUAUUAUUAUUAUUAUUAUUAUUAUUAUUACUAUUAUUAUUAUUAAUAUUAUUAUUAUUAUUAUUAUUAUUAUUAUUUACUACGGCAUCGCGUCUGUUGUCGCUUAACGAAGGGAAAGUUCCACGUAAUUAAUAUAACGGAUGUAUAUCUGAUUUAAUAAUCGUAUCUUGUGAGAGUGAUGUUCGGUGAGAAAAAGAAAAAAAUAAUCGUUAUGGAUUUAGAUAUCUAUACGAUUGGAAGAAAAUAAUAAAAUUAAUGUCGAGAUUAGUUAUAGUAAUAUACUUGAAAUUUCUGAUCGUAAGAAAAGCAGUAUACUAAUAACGUCUGCAGAUAGCAUAUAGUGUCAAUUUUAUAUAUAUAUAUAUAUAUAUAUAUAUAUAUAAAAUUUUGUUUUUCUUUUUUUGGUUGCUUCGUCGACCGUCUAAUAUCAUCAUUUAAAAUUAAUAUUUAAGGAAUAUGCUGAAAUAACGACAUCAUUUACUUCUAAAUCUAAAAAAUCUAAAAGAUUCGUCGUAUUAGUUUUACUUACAAAAAUUUACUUCAUUUUAAUUGUUAGAUAUAUAUAUAUAUAUAUAUAUAUAUAUAUAUAUAUAUAUAUAUAUAUACACAUAAUAAGCGCGUCAUUUCUCUCGGAUGUGUUAAUCGAAUAAGAUACGUCGUUAAAUUUCAGAACUGAUAAUUAUUAUUAAAUUUUAAGCUCUUAUCACAAGUUAUCGCCAAGUGUCCACCAUCAAAAAUUUGUAAUAUUAAGUUUUAAACAUUGAAUCGGUUCAAGUGCGCAUAGAUAUUCCGAUAAGAAGACCCCCACCCCCCACAUUGCUUUAUCAUUGCCUUAAAUAAAAAUUGCAUUGUCUCAAUAACUCAGCACGAUAAUUCAUUAUUCUUUUCUUCUUCUUCUUCUACUUCUUCUACUUCUACUUCUAUACUUCUUCUCUUUCUAUCUUCGUUAUUUUUUCUUUUAAUUUUUGCCUCGUCAUAAUCAUUUAAUAUAAUUACAAAGCGACGAAGCGUUUAAUUAAGGUAUACAUUAUUCAUUUAGAAUUCAAUUGCGCACGCAUAAUUUCCUAAAAACCUCUUCUUCUUCUUCUCCCCCCCCCCUCCACCCCGUCAAUGCCUUCUUUUUUAAAUUGUAUUCUCUUUUGUGUAUGUUUUUUCUUUAAGUACUUAGCUACUUAUGCGCGCAGAUGUGUAUAUAUCUAAAAAAAAAAAAAAGAAAAAAAAAAGAAAAAGAAUGUUAAACGCGUAGAAAUACAUUAUUAAUUACGUAUGUGUA